CUGGGGCUGGGGAUGCUCUCGCUACCUCUGUGACUGGAGCGUGCUGGAACCACACCAUGGAUGGGGGCAAGCAGCUAAAGGUCACCCUUGUUUUCAGCCUGCCACUCAUUUUUCAGUUCUGUGCUGGGGACAAUGUCACUGAUGACUACGACUCCAACAGCACCAUCGACUACAGCAUGUUUGAGUCCCUGUGUGAGAAGAAGGAGGUCCGUAACUUCCGUGCUGCCUUCCUCCCGGCCAUGUACAGCCUCAUCUGCUUCAUGGGGCUGCUGGGGAACGGCCUGGUCAUGCUCACCUACAUCUACUUCAAGAGGCUGAAAACCAUGACAGAUAUCUACUUGCUGAACCUGGCUCUGGCAGACAUCCUCUUCCUGCUGACCCUUCCCUUCUGGGCCACGAGCGCGGUCACACACUGGCUUUUUGGGAGCUUUGCCUGCAAAGCCGUCUACUGCAUCUGCAAAAUGAGUUUCUUCAGCGGGAUGCUGCUUCUCCUGUCCAUCAGCAUCGACAGGUACUUCGCCAUCGUCCAGGCUGCCUCGGCCCAUCGCCUGCGUCCCCGGAUGAUAUUCAUCAGCAAGGUGACGUGCAUCCUCAUCUGGCUCCUGGCCUUCAUCCUCUCCAUCCCUGAGCUGGUUCACAGUGGUGUGAACUACUCGGAGAGCAAUCCCCGUUGUUCCAUCAUUGCUAAUGACUUGCAGACCUUCAACACUGGCAUCAAAGUGUCCCAAAUGGUGUUUGGCUUCUUAAUUCCCCUCCUGGUCAUGUCUUUCUGCUACCUCAUCAUCAUCAAAACGUUGCUCCAGGCCCGCAACUUUGAGAAGAACAAAGCCAUCAAGGUCAUCAUCGCCGUGGUCAUCGUCUUCGUCGUCUUCCAGCUGCCCUACAACGGCGUCAUGCUGGCCAAGACCAUCUCAGCCUUCAACCAGACCAGCUCAUGUGAGGAGAGCAAGAAGCUGGACGUGGCGGACGACGUGACCUACACCCUGGCCUGCUUCCGAUGCUGCCUCAACCCGUUCCUCUACGCCUUCAUCGGUGUCAAAUUCCGCACCGACCUCUUCAAGCUGCUGAAGGAGCUGGGCUGCCUGAGCCAGGAGCGCCUCUGGCAGCUCACCUCCUGCCGCGACAACAAGAGGUCCUCCUUCGCCAUGGAGACAGAGACAACCACCACCUUCUCCCCGUGAGCUCUUGGUCGAGCUGAAAUGGCUUUAGACAUUUUCUCUAGUCUGAACUCCUGGCAGAACAAGACCUGCCACACUGCAGAGAAGCCGAGGGGAAAAUCCAGAAGCCUCCCCCUGUUUCAAGCAGUGAGGACUGCUGGCCAAUAUCCCACGGGUGAACAGGCUUUACAACGGAGUUGUCACUAACAGCAAAGCAAGGGAGAGGUGGUGAGUCUACAAUUUCUCCUGUCAUUUCACCUUCAGCUUAGAACUUUCCCUGUCAAAAUGAGAUAUGCUCAAAAUAGAACAUUUACCCUAAAAGCGACAAGCACCAAGAGAAAACAGACGCUGGUGCAGCAGGACUGUCGUUUGGAGCUGAGCUGCCAGGAGCAUCACCCUUGCUUUGGAUGUUGCUUUUAACAAGACAACGGCUCUGCAAUCCCAUGGAAAUGCCCUUGCACUGAGCCAGUCCGAGGACAGCCCUCACCCGCAGCCUCAGGCUCCAUCCAACCCACAAGCCCAGCAGUGGAGUAUCUGAGCACACAACUGCUCUGCCUUCCCCCAUGAAAAGUGAGAGAUGACCACAGCUAAUGCUAAAUCCAUACAAACCCUAGACAUAAUUUCAAUUAUUUUGUAUAAUAUUGUAGCCACUCGUAGCUCUGUCAGGAAAAGUACAAAUUCCACUUCUGCCUGUAUGCUGUUUCUGGGCUAUCACCUGCUGACCUUGAGAUAAAAAUGAAUGUGGGUUUUCUCCUCCCUUCCCCAUCCUUCUACAGGACUUCAGCUGCCUUUGAAGUCAGAUCUGUAUUUCACUCAUAAGCUACUGGGGCGUGUUUUGCAUCGGUGCUGUCGGCACCAACAAAGACACGGCUGACUGAGGUUUGAUCUGAACGCAGUCCCACCACUGCCAGGGCCACGGCAGCUGAACAGAGAUUACUGUUGUGCAAAGUCAGACCUCGGAGGAGCCCAGACUGUAAUUCCAGUUGGCGCUUUUACAGGAAGAGCGAAGAUUCCUGAUGACAGAUGAACGCUCUGGGAAGCGCUGUCGCUGUCGUGGGACAGGGGAACGUCUGUGCAGCUGUCCCUGUCCUUGUCCUGCGUGCUCUGGUCCCACAGCACCCACCUCUCCCAGGGCCAUCACCAGUGGAGAGAGGGCUCAGCCUGGAGCUGCUCCCAGGGCUGACAGGGGACACAUGUCCAUGUUCCCUUGAACACACAGAGCCAUGAGCAGCAAAACACUCACUAAACAGACAUUUAUCCUUUUCUUUUAACACACGGAUCCAUCAGGAGUGACACAGAGAACUCCCUGGUUCACGGGUUUGGAGAGGAUUGCUUUAGAGAACUGAGAAUUAAAAUCAGCCUUCCAAGGCAGAAUUCACUGGCUCGGUCUGAGACAGCACUGCCAGUUAUUUACCUGGCUGCCACCAAAUCUAAACAAACUCUCCAUAAACCUCUGGUGUGUGGCAUUUUUGCCAAGGGCUGGGAUUCAGGAAGAGAGGACAUUCUGCUCCGUGUUGCCUAUCUGUGCUCAAGAGUUGAACUCAUUUUCAUUUACAAUGCCCAGGUAACUGUACAGAAAUGCUGCUUCUCUGUCACAUGAAACGGAGUUCAUGACAACUGACACUGAACAGCUAUUUACCCUUGGUUUCCUUCUCAUCCUUAUUUGGGCAAGACCCAGCUAUCAUGAUCUUGGCCAGAGCCAGGGACACCCCCAGCAUGGGGUAUUUGCAGUUUUCCUCAUCAGUAACAAUACAUUGUUAAUGUAUAUUCAAUAUGUAAAGCUGCUUUACACAGACAAAGUUCAAUCUGUUCAUGAAUGUACCCUGAGAACACUCUGCUUCCAUGGAACCUUUUUAUGCAGAAUCCAUUCACCUAAUUCCAGCCAGGAAACUGCUCCACCAGCACCUGGAGCUGUACUUGUGUCCUGUAGAUAAAAACCAUUCCCCUCCUGCAAAUGAAGAGGUCUCCAGGUCCUUACAGACCAGAUGGAUUCCAAACAGGAUAACACACAUCUGCUUCCAUAAAUGAGAUGCAGAGGCGCCCUCUGGGACAGCUGCAGCUGGUGCCUCAGAGAGGCAGUGGUGAUGUCAGAGUGCCUGGCUUUCCCUGGUUAAAUUUAACGGACAGAACAAAUUUGCAUCUAAUUUAGAUGAGUCAUGUUAAUGCUGGCCUAAGAUCCCAACCUGAGGUUCCCCACUGAUGUCUGAAAACUGACUGUAUUUUGCUACUUGAGAAAAAUAAAUUAUAAUGGUUUAAACAAAUUACUUCUGGAUUUCCAUUGCAUUUUCUCCAUCCUUGUACAGUCCUUGUCAAUCCUUCUGUCCUGUCAGGA
Molecule: messenger RNA, 3489 nt
Organism: Pseudopodoces humilis (Tibetan ground-tit)
Lineage: Eukaryota; Metazoa; Chordata; Aves; Passeriformes; Paridae
Gene: CCR7
Product: C-C motif chemokine receptor 7
Biological process (GO): positive regulation of cytosolic calcium ion concentration; cell chemotaxis; immune response
Cellular component (GO): external side of plasma membrane; membrane
Molecular function (GO): chemokine (C-C motif) ligand 19 binding; chemokine (C-C motif) ligand 21 binding; C-C motif chemokine 19 receptor activity
Source: RefSeq, a predicted model, not a curated record